AAAGGGAGUGUGUAUAUUGUGUCAACCAUAGCUAAUGUUGAGAAGUUGUUAAAACAAGUUACCAAUAUCUAAUACAAUUCCUUACAUUAGCUAAAUGGAAUGGAUUUCCUGUUUUUGAUUAAAAUAAUUGUGGGUAGCUAGCUAGUUGAUUCAAGAUGCAAUCAGACAUGGCAUUGUAAAAAUUUAGUUUGGUUGGCUAGCUAGCGUUAGCAUAACUAAGCUAACUACUUUUGUACAAAUGAUGUUCUUGCUGUUAUCUAAAGAAACGCCCGGGAAUGUGUUUAUGGUUGAACUUAAUGUCAGUUUUCCUUUUAACUGUUGUUCAAAGCGGUGCGCGUCGUGCACCACAAGAGCCCGACAGCGCUACUGAGACCGAGGUCACACUGACUGCCAGGGGUGACCAGGCACAGAGUGUGUUGUGUGUUGCGCUUAAAACGGUCCGUGUGGAAACGCGCGCUCAAAAGGGUCCGUGUGAUGUAGAAAUGGAGACGUGAUUAACGGUGUCCCAAUUUUGUUUUUACGGAAUUACAAAUGUCACGCGUUAUUAACGAGUUAACUUUGACAGCCCAAGUUUUAAAACAUAAUAGCUUUCAUUUUCAAAUAGAAAAAGGUAGUGGAAUAUAGUAACUGAUUUGAAGUUUGUAAUUAGUUUGGCUCAAUUUCAAGGACAAAAACAUUUUCAACGUUUUUAUAUGUUUAUCAAAAAAGUCUAAUGUUUCCAAAAAUGUUAAUCUGGGAAAGGUGAGAGAAUCCGGCUUUAGCUUUGGUAUGGGGGGACACAUUUUGGUAGAAUGUUAUUUUUUUUUACUAAGGUGUUUUUCACCAAAGUUGACUGGUAUGAUAUUCUUUGAUAUGUUGACUGCAUAUAUUUUCUAAACACAACCCCCCAUCCCCUUUUUUUCUCCACUUUUAUAUAUUUGAUAUUUACAAAGGUUUUUGUAUGAAUGUGUUGUAUUUUUCUUGUGUGUAGUCACUAGCUGCCAAUGCUUUACCAACAAUAUUACAAAGACACUGAAUAAUAGAUAUGGUGGUGUGCCCAAGAGCAGCUGGUUAAGAACAUCCCACUUUUGUUUUCAGAUUCUUGUGUUUAACUUUUUAAUCUAGGAGACAUUUAUUUACAAGACGAACUGACAUGGUACUGAACGAGCAGCUUUGACUAUCAAUAUAUUUUAAAAGCUUGAGGUACUUUUUUUUUAUGAUUCAAAACAUGUUUAUUUAUGGCUUCCUGCAUGAUGCUGCUUUUUUAUACCCAGAUGUUUUUCCUUUUCUAAAUGAUUUGUGUGUCUGACAUUGAAUAUCCUGUGUUGAUGGGUAUAGGAAGCAUGAUGGAACUACCUGUGUUGAUGGGUAUAGGAAGGAUGGUGGAACAACCUGUUGAGUUGUAAUCUUGACUCCGGCUGCAUCCCAAAUGGACCCCCCCCCCCCCCCCCCCCCCCCCCCUAUAUAGUGCACUAUAUGAGCCCUGGUCAAAAGUAUUAGCAUUCCAUUUGGGAUGUAGUCUUAGAUCCCUUUUCACACUGCCAAGGCAGUAGAGUAAUGUCCAAUACAUGCCAAGGCAGUAGAGUAAUGUCCAAUACAUGCCAAGGCAGUAGAGUAAUGUCCAAUACAUGCCAAGGCAGUAGAGUAAUGUCCAAUGCAGGCCAAGGCAGUAGAGUAAUGUCCAAUACAUGCCAAGGCAGUAGAGUAAUGUCCAAUACAUGCCAAGGCAGUAGAGUAAUGUCCAAUACAUGCCAAGGCAGUAGAGUAAUGUCCAAUACAUGCCAAGGCAGUAGAGUAAUGUCCAAUACAUGCCAAGGCAGUAGAGUAAUGUCCAAUACAUGCCACGGCAGUAGAGUAAUGUCCAAUACAUGCCAAGGCAGUAGAGUAAUGUCCAAUACAUGCCAAGGCAGUAGAGUAAUGUCCAAUACAUGCCAAGGCAGUAGAGUAAUGUCCAAUACAUGCCAAGGCAGUAGAGUAAUGUCCAAUACAUGCCACGGCAGUAGAGUAAUGUCCAAUACAUGCCACGGCAGUAGAGUAAUGUCCAAUACAUGCCAAGGCAGUAGAGUAAUGUCCAAUACAUGCCAAGGCAGUAGAGUAAUGUCCAAUACAUGCCAAGGCAGUAGAGUAAUGUCCAAUACAUGCCACGGCAGUAGAGUAAUGUCCAAUACAUGCCAAGGCAGUAGAGUAAUGUCCAAUGCAUGCCAAGGCAGUAGAGUAAUGUCCAAUGCAUGCCAAGGCAGUAGAGUAAUGUCCAAUGCAUGCCAAGGCAGUAGAGUAAUGUCCAAUGCAUGCCAAGGCAGUAGAGUAAUGUCCAAUGCAUGCCAAGGCAGUAGAGUAAUGUCCAAUGCAUGCCAAGGCAGUAGAGUAAUGUCCAAUGCAUGCCACGGCAGUAGAGUAAUGUCCAAUGCAUGCCAAGGCAGUAGAGUAAUGUCCAAUGCAUGCCAAGGCAGUAGAGUAAUGUCCAAUGCAUGCCAAGGCAGUAGAGUAAUGUCCAAUACAUGCCAAGGCAGUAGAGUAAUGUCCAAUACAGGCCACGGCAGUAGAGUAAUGUCCAAUACAGGCCACGGCAGUAGAGUAAUGUCCAAUACAGGCCAAGGCAGUAGAGUAAUGUCCAAUACAGGCCAAGGCAGUAGAGUAAUGUCCAAUACAGGCCAAGGCAGUAGAGUAAUGUCCAAUACAUGCCAAGGCAGUAGAGUAAUGUCCAAUACAUGCAGUGUAAUUCUGUGUCCAUGUUUCUGUUCAAUAAACAAACUGAAAAUACUUGUGAUUUUUGUUUUAGCUGUCUCCAUGAAUAUUUAGUCAUUUGUCCUAGGUUAUUGGAAUAUGAAUUAAAUGUACUAAUGAAAAUGUU
Messenger RNA from Salvelinus namaycush (lake trout), 2830 nucleotides. Its product is annotated as keratin-associated protein 5-4-like. The transcript is spliced from 3 exons. Gene Ontology annotation, cellular component: keratin filament. The coding region runs from base 1537 to 2778 and encodes 413 amino acids. The record is from RefSeq and is a predicted model, not a curated record. Gene Ontology annotation, molecular function: structural molecule activity. NCBI's taxonomy places the organism in Eukaryota, Metazoa, Chordata, Actinopteri, Salmoniformes, Salmonidae.